GCAUAAAGCAGCCAGUCCUGGUCAGACUCAACCUAUAGACAGAACAAGCUGAUUCCUCCGCACACACCCAGCUGCCGGACAGGACUCAGCAUCACUCCCUCCCUGAGACAAUGACUAUGUUUGAGAAUGUCACCCGGGCCCUGGCUAGACAGCUGAACCCUCGAGGGGAUCUGACACCCCUAGACAGCCUCAUCGACUUCAAACGCUUCCAUCCCUUCUGCCUGGUGUUGAGGAAGAGGAAGAGCACACUGUUCUGGGGAGCCCGCUAUGUCCGCACUGACUACACUCUCUUGGAUGUGCUGGAGCCUGGCAGUUCUCCCUCAGAUCCAACAGACAGUGGGAGCUUUGGUUUUAAGAAUAUGCUGGAUGCCCGAGUAGAGGGAGAUGUGGACGUGCCGAAGACGGUGAAGGUAAAGGGGACCGCGGGCCUGUCACGAAGCAGCACACUAGAGGUGCAGACGCUCAGUGUGGCUCCCACAGCUCUGGAGAACUUGCACAAGGAGAGGAAACUGUCAGCAGACCACCCGUUCCUGAAGGAGAUGCGGGAACGUGGGGAAAACCUGUACGUGGUGAUGGAGGUGGUAGAAACCGUGCAGGAGGUCACUCUGGAGCGAGCUGGCAAGGCAGAGGGCUGCUUCUCUCUCCCCUUCUUUGCCCCACUGGGACUACAGGGAUCCGUGAACCACAAGGAGGCUGUAACCAUCCCCAAGGGCUGUGUCCUGGCCUAUCGAGUGAGACAACUGAUGGUCAAUGGGAAAGAUGAGUGGGAGAUUCCACACAUUUGCAAUGACAGCAUGCAAACCUUCCCUCCUGGAGAAGAGCCAGGAGAAAGGAAGCUCAUAUUGAUCCAGGCAUCUGAUGUUGGGGAGAUGCACGAAGACUUCAAGACAUUAAAGGAAGAGGUUCAGCGAGAGACUCAAGAAGUGAAGAAGUUGAGUCCUGUGGGGCGAAGCUCCCUACUCACUUCCCUCAGCCAUCUCCUAGGAAAGAAAAAAGAGCUCCAGGACCUUGAGCAGACACUUGCAGGGGCUCUAGACAAAGGGCACAAAGUGACCCUGGAAGCACUCCCCAAAGAUGUCCUGCUGUCAAAGGAUGCUAUGGACGCCAUCCUCUACUUCCUUGGUGCUCUGACAGUGUUAAGUGAAGCCCAACAGAAGCUUCUAGUAAAAUCCUUGGAGAAAAAGAUCCUUCCAGUGCAACUAAAGCUGGUUGAAAGUACCAUGGAGCAGAACUUCCUGCAAGAUAAAGAGGGUGUUUUCCCCCUGCAGCCUGAUCUGCUCUCCUCCCUCGGGGAGGAGGAACUGAUUCUAACGGAAGCACUGGUGGGGCUAAGCGGCCUGGAAGUCCAGAGAUCAGGCCCACAGUACACAUGGGAUCCAGACACUCUCCCAGACCUCUGUGCCCUCUAUGCUGGUCUCUCCCUCCUUCAGCUGCUAAGCAAGGAUUCCUAAUGCACCUUCUCUGACUGCUUCCCUAAUGCCUUCUCAGCCUUACUGCGCUCUGCUCUAUCCGUAACACUCCAAGACACUACAGAGCCUCCAGGCUGAGGACACCUGAAAUGCCAGCUCAUCCACGGUCACCAAGUUCCUUCUGCCUCACCAUCUAUCUAUCGCCUUCUAUCCUCCAGCUCACCACCCAGUAAGCCCAUCCCCUGAUGCUUAAAUCCUGAAGAUACAGAAUCAUUCAAACCCUUACAACUUUGAGUCACUUCAUUAUGGGAUGCAGGGCCUGGAGUGGUGAUGGUGGUGGUGGUAUACAACUUUAAUCCCAGCACUCCUGAGGCAGAGGCAGGUGAAUCUCUUAAGUUCGAGGCCAGUCUGUUCUAAGAGUAAGUUCCAGGACAGCUAGGGCCAUACAAGACAACCCUGUUUUGAAAACAACGACAACAACAAUAAAACCCACAUUUAUUUCCUAGCCUAAUCCUUCCGAUGUGUGCCUCCAAAAAAAAAAAAAAAACACUGACCUUACAAGAAUGAAUGGAAAUGUUAGAUCAAUCCUAGGACAAGCUGUCUUCUAGUUUUUCUGUAAAGGGAAUCGGUCAUAUGUCCCAGGUAAAGAAACAGACAUUAUCCACAUGUACAUGUUCCUGCUCACACUGUUCCACGGGCCAGCUGGAAAAUGCUCCAAGAAUUCAGAGGGUUAGAAUUCAGAAUGUCUGCUUUACAUUGAGAAGCUCAUCCAAGCGGUGUGGCUUCACCAAAGAGCCCAUGUUCUCCAGCCCUGGUUGAAGGCUUGGGAGGGGGAAAGAAAGGUCUUGUGGACUAUGAUACAAGCAUAAAACAAAACAAUAAAAUUACAAGUUGAUUAA
Molecule: messenger RNA, 2308 nt
Organism: Mastomys coucha (southern multimammate mouse)
Lineage: Eukaryota; Metazoa; Chordata; Mammalia; Rodentia; Muridae
Product: gasdermin-A
Exons: 12
Coding region: 111-1451 (446 amino acids)
Biological process (GO): pyroptotic inflammatory response; defense response to bacterium
Molecular function (GO): phosphatidylinositol-4,5-bisphosphate binding; phosphatidylinositol-4-phosphate binding; phosphatidylserine binding
Source: RefSeq, a predicted model, not a curated record